Suncus etruscus (white-toothed pygmy shrew) is the source of this 1030-nucleotide messenger RNA. RefSeq names its product ADP ribosylation factor 5 (gene ARF5). Gene Ontology annotation, molecular function: GTPase activity; GTP binding. Gene Ontology annotation, biological process: intracellular protein transport; vesicle-mediated transport. Gene Ontology annotation, cellular component: plasma membrane; cytoplasm. The transcript has 6 exons. The record is from RefSeq and is a predicted model, not a curated record. NCBI's taxonomy places the organism in Eukaryota, Metazoa, Chordata, Mammalia, Eulipotyphla, Soricidae. Bases 112 to 654 code for a protein of 180 amino acids.
GCGGCGGCGGCGCCUCCUCCUGCUCCAGCCGCUCCCCAUCCCCCCGCGGCGGCCGGUUCCAGCCCGCACCCGGCGGCGUCCGUGCCCUCGUCCCCCGCCCCGGGCCCCGCCAUGGGCCUCACCGUGUCCGCGCUCUUUUCGCGGAUCUUCGGGAAGAAGCAGAUGCGGAUCCUCAUGGUGGGCUUGGAUGCGGCCGGCAAGACCACCAUCCUGUAUAAACUCAAGUUAGGGGAGAUUGUCACCACCAUUCCCACCAUAGGCUUCAAUGUGGAGACCGUGGAGUACAGGAAUAUCUGCUUCACCGUCUGGGAUGUGGGCGGACAGGACAAGAUCCGUCCCCUGUGGCGGCAUUACUUCCAGAACACCCAGGGCCUCAUCUUUGUGGUGGACAGUAAUGAUCGUGAGCGGGUCCAGGAAUCUGCCGAUGAACUCCAGAAGAUGCUUCAGGAGGACGAGCUUCGGGAUGCGGUGCUGCUGGUGUUUGCCAACAAGCAGGACAUGCCCAACGCCAUGCCCGUGAGCGAGCUGACAGACAAACUGGGGCUCCAGCACUUACGCAGCCGCACGUGGUAUGUUCAGGCCACCUGUGCCACCCAGGGCACAGGCCUGUAUGACGGACUGGACUGGCUGUCCCACGAGCUGUCAAAGCGCUAACUCGCUGGGCCCUCUCGGCUGUGCAGAGUUCCAGACUCCUCAGGCGCUGCCCUUCUUUCCCUCUCCUCGUCCCCGAAGACCCAACGCGUGGCCUCUGCCCCUGUCCCUGCCUGCAUGUUCUCUGUUGUUGGAGCCUGGAGCCUCACUCUCUGGACACAGAGGGGUCCCCUCUCUUGCCUGCCGGGACCCAUGGGAAGGGGGCUCCUAAGGCAAGGCCCCUUCUUCCAGAGGAAGAGCAGGAAUCCGGAUUGGCUUGUUUGUUUUUUUUUCCAUUUCGGGUGUACCCCUGGGGCCAGGCGGGGAGGGGAGGGGAGGGCUCUGGGUGGUGCUAAGAUGUGGCACUAGGUAUGAAGUAAUAAAUUUGCUGUGGUUUGUA